AACGAAGUCCUUCGAACCAUACCGCUUCAUUACAUGGUACGAAUCCUGCUCCUUUUAUUGCUGUGCAUUGGAGACAUCAUGGCCGAACGACUCAGCGCAUUUAUUCGUCAUUACGAGCCAGUUCUGUUCACCCAAUUAACAUCACAGCCGCGAUUCAAGCGUUCCGCGGACUCUGGGGAACGUUUCCAUGUUCGAUUCCACGGGAUGGGCAGAUAUUUCCACCUGAUACUACAAAGAGAUACAUCAUCGUUUGCAAAAAACUUCGUGACUGUGAGAAACAACAGAACCAUUCUCUUGAAUAUCUCUCACAUAUAUUCUGGAAAGCUAGCUGGUGACCCGAAUAGCAGAGCGUUUGGGACACUUCAGAGAGGUAUUUUCGAAGGACGCAUCCAGGCGGGAGAUGGGUCCGAGUACUAUAUUGAACCUGGGAGGAGAUAUUUCGGCAAGUCCGUUCCCAUCAACUUCUGUGUGAUCUAUUCAGCACGAGACAUAGACCUGCCACUAGAUGUUGACUCCCGUGGAGGAUGUGGCGUGGACCGACUCUACCAACGAUUCGUCCCUCCGAAAAACUCGUGGAAACGUCAACAGGGAAUUCGCCGCCACAAGCGUGCCAUUGACUACGUGGAAUUUCCUGCGAUGCCAAUACACCACAAGAAGAACAGGUCUAGGACAAUGGAGAGCUCUUCACGACGACUUUGCCAUCUGGAGAUUAUUGUGGAUCACACACUUUACCUGCGAUUUCUUGUUGAUGAUGACGAUUCGGUGGCACAAGAACGAGUGGCCGCCCUCGUUGCGUCUCUUGUUCAUGAGGUCAGCUACAUUUUCGGCUCCACCAACUUUGGAGGCAUUGUCGGCGUCCGCUUUAAUGUGAUGUCGCUCAAGAUCAAGGACUCGCACACAUGUGAUGGCAGGCAGAAGCAGACCAACCCGUACUGUUCCGACACUCUGGAUGCCAACGACAUGCUCUCCCUCAUAUCUGCUGAGCAACACGAUGACUUUUGCCUGUCGUUUACUCUUACGUACCGAGAGUUCAGUCAAGGAACGCUUGGCCUAGCCUAUAUUGGAUAUCCAGAUGAUAGGGUAGGUGGUAUAUGCGAGAAGUUCCGCACAUUGCAACUUUCUGGCGGUCCUCGUCAGUUAAGCUUAAAUACAGGCAUUGUCACGUUUCUCAACCAUGGAAGCAGUAUUCCUCAAAAGGUCAGUGAGACAACUUUCGCUCACGAGAUUGGUCACACCUUCGGUGCCAAGCACGACAAAAGCAGAGUGUGCGCUCCAGGAGGUGUAAAAGGAAAUUUUAUCAUGUAUCCAAGAGCAUCGUCUGGGUACUUGGAAAACAACCGCCUAUUCUCGCCUUGCAGUAUCUCAUCCAUAUCCGCUGUCCUCAAGGCUGUACUAUAUUCCCUGUACGAGAAGGAAAAUUGCUUCCUGGCAUCUGCGACUGCGUUCUGCGGCAACAAAAUGCGAGAGGAGGAGGAAGAAUGUGACUGCGGUUACAACACCGCGGAUUGUCGUGACCAGUGCUGCUAUCCUCGCAACAACAAGGAAAAUGCCAAAGGCUGCACAUUGCGUCCUGACGUCGACUGCAGCCCUUCAGCCGGCACCUGCUGUAACAAGAACUGCGCGUUUCUGGGUUCCAGUCACAGGUGCUCUUUCGAGGACGAGUGCAGCGACGGUUCAAACUGCAAUAGCUUCUCCUCGCAGUGCCCAGCUCGCCUGCCCAAGCAAGACCUCAUUCCUUGUAACAAGGAAACUCAAGUAUGCAUCGGAGGUCAGUGUCAAGGAUCCAUUUGCAUAAAGUAUGGUUACGAAGCAUGCCAACUUUCUGGUAGCCAGUAUUCCUUGGAAGAAAUGUGCACCAUCCGUUGCCGCGUACCCAACUCCACGUCUACCUGUCUAGACCCGUGCGAAGUUCCGGUGCUUCAGCCGUUGUGCGGUAGAAAGAGCGAGCCCGGUGCGGCUUGCAAUGACAAUAUGGGAUACUGCGAUGUGUUCCACAAGUGCCGCGGCAUAGACGAGGAAGGUCCCUUGACCCGCAUCGAAGGACUGAUCUUCAGACAUAGCGGAAUGUUGCAUCGCUGGGUUAAGGAUAAUAAGUGGGCUGUGGCUGCAUUCUGCGUUGUUCUUGUAUUUGGGGUUGUCACCUUCAUUCGCUGCUGUGCUGUAGUAACGCCCAGCAGUAACCCACACUUCCGACCUGCUCUGUCGAUCAAACAAAGUCUCACACACCCCAGUGACCUCUGGCGAUCGGGGAUAAAAAGUUACUCCAGUUAAUCUUGCUGGAGAGACGCAAGGUAUUUCUUAUGUAGUCCAAUGCAAUCGUCUCUGCAUUUACUGCGAUACAAAUAUACGGGAUGUUGUACAUGUUACCAACACGUUUGAAGGAGAACCUAAAUAUAUUAAAAAUAUAUUGGAAAUUU
Ornithodoros turicata is the source of this 2417-nucleotide messenger RNA. Its product is annotated as disintegrin and metalloproteinase domain-containing protein 10-like. The record is from RefSeq and is a predicted model, not a curated record. The coding region runs from base 34 to 2271 and encodes 745 amino acids. Gene Ontology annotation, molecular function: metalloendopeptidase activity. Gene Ontology annotation, cellular component: plasma membrane. The transcript has 15 exons. Gene Ontology annotation, biological process: Notch signaling pathway; membrane protein ectodomain proteolysis. NCBI's taxonomy places the organism in Eukaryota, Metazoa, Arthropoda, Arachnida, Ixodida, Argasidae.